Molecule: messenger RNA, 1950 nt
Organism: Fulvia fulva
Lineage: Eukaryota; Fungi; Ascomycota; Dothideomycetes; Mycosphaerellales; Mycosphaerellaceae
Product: ATP-dependent RNA helicase dbp5
Exons: 2
Coding region: 1-1950 (649 amino acids)
Biological process (GO): poly(A)+ mRNA export from nucleus
Cellular component (GO): nucleus; cytoplasmic stress granule
Molecular function (GO): ATP binding; RNA helicase activity; RNA binding
Source: RefSeq, a predicted model, not a curated record
AUGAGACUCCGGGGCGCAGCAGUGAACGUCGGAUCUUCCAAGGUUUGGUUUGGCACGCUGCACGCGUGGCGGGGCUUCCUCAUCGCGGCCCGAAUCCCUGCAACGCCAAUCGCGAAACGGAAGGACCCCUCGUCAUUUCUGUACAGCAAGAGCUCUCUUGCUCAAUUCACCCGCCAAAAACCUCACACACACGCGACACACAACAACUUGGUCAUCUUGCCGCGUCAAAUGAGAAGCGCGUCACAUUCUUUCAACGCCAGCUGUACGACCAUCACUACGUCACCAGCCACGUGUUCGCCCUCACAAAGCACCACCGCCGCAUCGAGACACGCACUUUCUUUCAGUCACGUCCACAAUACACCGCCCGCCAUGUCGGACAAUAAGGCAACAUCCUCAGAGCCCGAGCCAGCAAAUCUGACAAAACUCUCCAUCUCCGAUGACUCGAGCAAGCCUGCCGCCACCACCAACGGAAGCAAUCCAGCUGCCUCCACCUUCACACCGGGAAAGUUCAACUGGGCAGACGACGCCGAGACACCCACUGCAGACUCGGACAAGAAGAUGGACGCAACAAAGGCGGACAAGAAGAGCGAGGGCGAAUAUCUCGCAAAGGCGCAGACUGAUGGUGCUACCACCUGGCUGCGCGGCUCAGCUGGACUCGACGAGCCCGAGUUCAAUGUCAACGUGAAGCUCGCAGAUCUCCAAGCCGACCCGACAAACCCGCUAUACUCGGCAAAGUCUUUCGAAGACGCCAAUCUCGGACUCAAGCCGGAAAUCCAGCAAGCUCUAGCCACCAUGGGCUUCAUCCAACCUUCCAAGAUCCAAGAGCGCGCUCUUCCGCUUUUACUCAAGCAAACCCCGACCGAGAACCUGAUCGGACAGUCACAAUCAGGAACUGGCAAGACAGCCGCCUUCGUCAUCAACAUGCUGCAGCGCAUCGACUUGAGCUCCACCAAGGCACAAGCUAUCGUGCUGGCUCCGACACGUGAGCUGGCCAGGCAGAUCAAGGGAGUCGUCGAGCUCAUGGGCGUGUUCCUCAGACCUCAGGGCUUGCGCGACGUCUACGAAGCAGUGUCAGGCUCCGCUCGAACCAACGUCGAAGCCCAGAUCCUGGUCGGCACGCCGGGCACCGUCAUCGACCUGCUCAAGAGAAAGCAUAUCGACGGACGCGACAUCAAGAUCCUCACACUUGAUGAAGCGGACAACAUGCUGGACAUGCAGGGUAUGGGUGACCAGUGCAAGCGGGUGAGGCAGAUGAUCAGCCGUCAGGCCCAGCUCGUCCUCUUCUCUGCUACAUUUCCUCCUGCUGUGCUGGCAUUCGCAGAGCAGUUUGCAGCUGGCGCCAACCAAAUCACUCUCCAGGUCGAGCAGCUCACUGUCAAGGGCAUCCACCAGAUGUACCUUGACUGUAUGAACGACGAGGAGAAAUACAGAGCUCUGGUCAGCUUCUACAAGCUCAUGACGGUGGCUUCCUCGAUCAUCUUCGUGAAGCGUCGCGACACUGCCGCAGAGAUUGAGCGUCGUCUCAAUGCCGAAGGCCACAGCGUCGUUUCUCUCACUGGCGCACUGGAGGGCCCCGCAAGAGAUGCCGUGUUCGAAAAGUUCCGCAGUGGUGAAGCCAAGGUACUCAUCGCCACCAAUGUCCUCGCUCGCGGUAUCGACGUCCAGACCGUUACCAUGGUCGUCAAUUACGACAUUCCAGAGACUGUCGACGGCCAGCCUGACUUCCAGACCUACCUCCACCGCAUUGGUCGCACUGGUCGUUUCGGCCGCACCGGUGCUGCCAUCAGUCUCGUACACGAUAAGCGCAGCUGGCAGGGACUCAUGGCCAUCUGCAAGUACUUUGGGGUCCAGCCAGAGAAGAUCGAUCUAUCCAACAUGGACGAAGUCGAAAAGCACAUCAAGACCAUCAUGAAGAACCAACGUGCAGCGGUCGACGUUGAUAUGAGCUGA